AUGGCUGAUCUCGAAGAACACGACUCUGAUGAAUCUCGCCCUAUUCUGCUCGAUGACUACUCUGAAUCUGAAUCUUCUCUAUGCUGCUUGUUUCUUCAAGUUUUAAUAGUUCUGGGAUUUUUCUCAGUGGUAAUAUGGGUAAGUGUAACUCCGAAGAGUCCCAUUUACCUCAUCACCAACGCCUACAUUCCAGCCUUGGAUGCUUGGAAUUCUACAUCAAAUUACAGCCAUAAUACCUCAUUUUUCUUGAAUCUCGAGUUCUUCAACCCCAACGAAAAGAUGAGCAUCUACUACAGUGACAUCUGCAUAAACUUGUACUACAGUAGUACUGAUGCACUCGUUGGCUCCAGCUCUCUGCCUGGUUUCUAUCAAGGAUACAAAAAGACCACACCAUAUGAAGUGUUUGUGAAUGCUGACAAACAAUUAUGGAAAGGGAAUAUUACCAAUGGGACAAAAGAGUUUAAGGCUUGCAUGGAGAAUGAUGUCCAAUAUAAGAUAGUCGGAUUCAAGGUAAAGCAUCAGUACCGGAUAUAUAAGGAAGCUUAUGUGUCGGUUGAUUCAAAUGGGAAGAUGAUAGGAGAGAAGAAUAUAAAGCUACACCACACGUCCAAGACGAUCACCAAACAUUGA
Carya illinoinensis is the source of this 630-nucleotide messenger RNA. Its product is annotated as NDR1/HIN1-like protein 6. Lineage: Eukaryota; Viridiplantae; Streptophyta; Magnoliopsida; Fagales; Juglandaceae. Gene Ontology annotation, biological process: defense response to other organism. The transcript has a single exon. The coding region runs from base 1 to 630 and encodes 209 amino acids. The record is from RefSeq and is a predicted model, not a curated record.